This is a messenger RNA of Austrofundulus limnaeus, 5119 nucleotides long. It is a transcript of the gene adgrd1, whose product is annotated as adhesion G protein-coupled receptor D1. Gene Ontology annotation, cellular component: plasma membrane. The record is from RefSeq and is a predicted model, not a curated record. Gene Ontology annotation, biological process: adenylate cyclase-activating G protein-coupled receptor signaling pathway; cell surface receptor signaling pathway. Bases 322 to 3069 code for a protein of 915 amino acids. NCBI's taxonomy places the organism in Eukaryota, Metazoa, Chordata, Actinopteri, Cyprinodontiformes, Rivulidae. Gene Ontology annotation, molecular function: G protein-coupled receptor activity. The transcript is spliced from 26 exons.
UCCCACGUUGAGUUCCAGUCCAGUUCGGUGCGCCUCCUCUGAGCUCCUCCACUCCUCGCAGUUUGGAGAAACAAUCAGUAACUUUCUGUCGGAUAAAAACGUUUGGCUCCAGUUUUUUUGACCAUGACAGAGCAACCUUUAAAGUUGUCCUGCCUCACUCUCUGAACUGGGAUUUUUUUUACACCAGUUUACAGACUAACUGUAAUAUUUCUUACUAGUUUGGACAACUAAUCAGAUCUUGGAACAAUGAGGAAAACCUGCUGGAUUUAUCUUUUUGUGGGGAAUUAAGUUGAUUGAUUAUUUUAUUUAUUUUUAAAGAGGAUGAUUCACUUUUCAAGAGCAAUGGAGAUUUGUUGGAAUCUUCAUAUUUUGACAGCUUUUCUCUCCUGUUUAAAGGUUUACUCUCAAGUGUUGUCGACUAAAAAGCACCCAGGCCUGCAGGUGUUGGCCACAGCUUCCCAUUACUGGCCGCUGGAUUCGGUGGACGGAAUCCAUGAACUGUGGGACCAGAUUGGAAACAGGCCGGGUUAUGUUAACGGGACCAACAUAACUCUCAGAAUCCACAACCACACUGUGCUUCCUCCUUCCCAUAACUCUUCCUAUGUGUAUACCAAUGACUCUGCCUACUCUAACAUUUCUGCGACAGUAGACAUUGUUGAAGGAAUGGUCAACAAAGGCAUCUUUUUGAACGGUGAUAACGGCGGGACUUUUCUUCACUUUGGAAACUACCAGAACUCGUGCAUCAGUGAUCCCAUGUUGUGUGGUCCGGAAGGUAUCACCUUCUCCUUCUUUUGGAAAAACCUCGAGUCAGAUCCACGUUUUGCUGUGGCCUCUGGAGGGAAAGUCAUCUCCAACGGUUUCUCAGUUUUCACCAACCCUUUGGUGGGACACGUGGAGAUUUACACCCGGGGAAACAACCGCAGAUGGAAGGCCAAGAUUCCAGUUCCAGGUCCAUUCUGGACACAUGUCCUCUUCACCUGGACCCAAAGUAAUGGUCUGAAGGUUUAUAUCAAUGGGACCUUCACUGCUGGAGACCUACAUGGCAACGUCUCAGGAAACUAUGGUGACCCCUAUCCUAACCUUGUCAUUGGAACGGGCAACAACAAAAAAUAUGGUCACUAUGUAACAGGAGCCUUUGAUGAAUUCGUCAUCUGGGAAAGGGCCCUUCCACCUAAUGAGAUCCAGGUCUACUACAAUGCAGCUAUAGGCCAGGAAAUAAUUUCCACCACAACACUGAGAAACUUCAAAGAACUCCCUUCAACUGCACCGACAACUGGAGCCUCUGAAGUGAGUCCACCUGUCAUCAACAGGCAUCAAGAGGUGGCCCAGCGCUCCCACAUCCAGGACACCAUUCCAGUGCUGGACUUCCUCAAGACACUGUCCAAUGGGACAAUUCCUCACAACACUGCCAACAACCUCACACAGGCUUUUCUCAAAAGCGUGGAAGAAGUCCUGUCCUCUCCGGGACUGCCAGAGCAGCCCACCCCGGUGGUCAGCAGUCUGAUCGAGACAGUGGACAGAGUGAUGGAACAAAUGGUGAUGAACAUGGAKCCCACCUCCAACUCCCUCUUUUCCCUGGGUGGAACAUCUUCGGUUGCAGAUUACUCUCUGAUGAAAUUAUCUCAGAACAACUUACAAAAUUACCGCUUCCCCACACAAGGGAGGAGCUACAUAUUUGUGCCUGGGGAGGCAUUUGCCAUGGAGACGCAGACCACCAUCGUCGGCCUCUACUACCACAACAUGCACAAGUACUACAAAGAGAUCAGCCCUGUCAAAACCAGGAUUAAUGAAGCUUCUGUUUACAAGAAUCACAACAUCCAGGUAGCGAGCUGUCUGAUUUCUCUGAAAGUGGAGCCUUUACCAGCUUUGUCAGUCAACCUCUCUGUGGCGCCGCUCAUAAAGAUCGUCCUCACCCAUGUCCUGNCUAAAGAACAGCAUGAACAAGUGUUAAAUCAAAGCACCAAGGUUUUCCUCUACUGUGCCUUUUUGGACUACAGUUCUAAUGAGGGAGUGUGGUCCAAUGAAGGCUGUGUGCGCUCAGAGGGAAACAUGUCGUAUUCUGUGUGUUUGUGCAACCACCUCACCAACUUCGCCAUCCUUAUGCAAGUCGUGCCCUUGGAGCUCACCACUGACCACAAGAUGGCACUAUCAACCAUUGGUUACAUCGGCUGCUCCAUCUCCAUCUUCUGCCUUGCCAUCACGCUGGUUACUUUUGCCGUCCUUUCGUCAGUUAGUACCAUCCGUAACCAACGCUAUCACAUCCACGCCAACCUGUCCUUCGCCAUCCUGGUGGCUGAGAUCCUUUUGCUCAUCAGCGCUCGUUUUGACCCGGGCACGCUGUCCUGUAAGGUCAUGGCCAUCCUGCUUCACUUCUUCUUUCUGAGCGCUUUCGCCUGGAUGUUGGUGGAGGGCCUCCAUCUCUACAGUAUGGUGGUGAAGGUGUUCGGUUCUGAGGGCAGUAAGCACUUCUACUACUACGGCAUUGGCUGGGGUUCUCCACUGGUGAUCUGUGUCGUAUCCAUAACAUCUGCCUUUGACAGUUACGGUGACAACUGUUGGCUAUCACUGAAGACAGGGGCCAUUUGGGCCUUUGUGGCACCUGCUCUUUUUGUUAUUGUGGUGAACAUUGGCAUUCUGAUAUCAGUGACCAGAAUCAUAUCUCGGAUCAGCGGGGAGAACUACAAGGUUCAUGGAGAUGCCAAUGCAGUCAAACUGACAGCCAAAGCAGUGGCUGUGCUUCUGCCCAUACUUGGCAUUUCUUGGAUCUUUGGCGUCCUUGCCGUCAACACACACUCAUUGGCGUUCUUGUAUAUCUUUGCUGUAUUCAACUCAUUACAAGGGUUCUUUGUAUUCUUGUUCCACUGUCUCCUCAACUCUGAGGUGAGGGCUGCAUUUAAACACAAAACCAAAGUGUGGUCUCUUACCAGCAGUUCCAUCCGAAACAUCAACGUGAAACCAUUUAACUCUGAUAUUAUGAAUGGACACAGGGAGGGUKGCAGCCCCACUAAGAUGCACACAUGGGACAAGAGCACCAACUCAGCCAACCGUAUCGACCUUUCUGCCGUGUAGAAAGCAAAUUUACAGUUUGUCCGUGGAAGGAGAGCCGUCUGUGACUCACUCGGGUGGAAUGGCAAACCUCGGCCGGAGAUUUGUCUCUCCGUGGGGUAAAACAAACAGACACUCGUGCGCUCCAAUGAACGUGUUACUAACGGAGGUGAUAUGUAGAAUAUAGUCAUACCUAAAGACAAACAGACUCUUUCGACUGUGCCUUGUUUUUUCCUCACAAAAAUCAAAGGAAAAGUUUUUUGUUUGUUUUUUGCGCCAAAGUGCAUUAUUCUUUGUUGAAUUUGUUUGAUGCACAUAGGCCUAUUUGCUGCCUUUUUCGGGACAUAAACCAACCAUAAACAGGAUAAAGAAGUAUCCGAAAAAAAAUUAAACUUAAUAAUUAAAAUGUUAAAUAGACUGUGAGCUGUUUAAGAAAAAAGCAGUUAAUGAAAAACAUGUAAGUCUAUAAAUUUAUUGCAAAAAACAUGUAAACAUCUUAUUCUACUACAGUGGUUAUCCCUUAAAAGCACUUGGGACUAUAAUGGUGUGUGUUGAACUUUAAAUGUUUCACUACUCCCCACCGCAUUCAACCUUUAUCUCUAUCAAAAUAAUAAAAGACUGAAGUGAAUAGUUCCAAAAUUUUAUUUGGAAAAGAGAAAAAAAUGAAUUAAACAAAGUUUUAAUUAUUCAAAUUGAAUUGUUUGCUCUCUGGUGCCCCAUCGGUUGGAAACCCCUAAUCUAGAAGUGUACCAGAGGCAUGUGAAACUAAUAAAUCUACAAUGAAAAAUCCUUUGUGUAACUCUGACAAGGCAAACACAAACAUUUGGAGAAAAUCUUCAAGUCAAUGCCAGAGAAAAAAAAAGUCAUCCUGACAAUAUUCUAUGUCUGGAAAUAGAAUUUACCACAGAUUUGAUCAAAUUCUGAUAUUGAUUCAAAGGUCCACCUUCAGUUCAGGGAUGCCUCCACAGAACUCUCCAUGGCUUUAAUCACUCUAAUCACUGGCUUUAAUCAUCAGUGAAAGUAUUUACCGUUUUAUAGAAUGGAACAAAAGCACCAGAGGACUUUAUAUGUCCAGAGGACCUAUACAAUUUUUUUCCUUUUGAUUUUUUACCUGGAUUACUGAGAUGCAUCAGGACAAUUUGUUUGACAUGUAAAAUCUGAAAUUGUUACCAAUCUUUCAUCAAACUUUUGACCAUUGAUGUUUUUGUCUCACAAGAAUAAAUAGUGUGACAACAUCUGCUUGUAAUUAUGUACAGAAAAUUAAAAUACUUUUUAGGAACGUUAAGUAUUUUCUGGUUGCAAUUGCACAAUGAAUAAAAAAAGAUCCUUUGUGAAUAGUAAAUACAGUGUUACUUUAGGCCUUAAACACUGCCAUCAGCAGCUCUUACUUGUUUUUAUCACAGAGGACAAAGUGCAGAUUUCUUUAUCUGGAUGCUCAUCAACAGUAAAAACCUGAUUCACAGCUUUAAUCUAAUUGUUUAAGACAAUAACUGCUUUACUACCACAGUUGUUAUGACAAUGAAUUUAACUCUGUAUAUAUUUAUUUAUUUUAUGUUUCUGGUAUUUUUAUGUCUUCUUUAAACUGAAAGUUAUUAGCAUCGUUCAGGAUGUCAAUUCUGUUUGUUUGUUUAUUUGUUUGUUUUUAGAAGUUAUGGGCUGGCAUAGUUCCAGUACCUCACACCUUAGUAAGCUGCCACAUUUUAAACUAUGCUUUUUUGAGAAAUUGUUCAUGUAUUUGGUGAAGUUUAACUAGUUCUCACUUCAACGUGUUUCAUCUAAAAGUAAGAUUUCUUUUGGUACAACAAAAUAAGAAACCUGUUCUAUAGCACACGAACUUUGAGUUGUUGUAAUUUUUCUUAAUAGUUUGAUUUUGUCAAAGAUGCUCUUUAUCUUACACUGUGCCAACAACAUUUUGUAUUUACUGUAAGUCCCUCUGCACUUCCUCUUUUUGUUAGAUUUAAACGUUAUUAUGCAGAAACUUGUACAUGUAGCAUUUAAUUAUUGUUGUCUUGUGGUACUGUGAUUUGUGCUUCUACAGUAAGUAUUACCAUUAAAAGCUUUUUAUUACAAGAGA